UAAGGCGAACCAGUCAUAGAUACGCAGGCCGCGAGAUCGCUUUACACUACAGCGUCGGAACAGUAAUAACCUGUUUUGAACUAUCAACAUCAUUACAACCUCAAAAAGCGAACUCGCAAACAUAAUAGUCCAUUAUUUAGUCAUCGUUUCAAGGUUUUCUCUGGUUUAUUUGUGUAUAUUACGAUAACGCGGAGUGUUUCAUUGUGUUCAUGCGACGUUUUACGUAGCCGCCGGCGUUCCCCUCUCAUUCAUCAGCCGUUGAACUCGGUACUCCACAGCUAUAAUAAAGUUUUGGAAAUGUUCCUACAAGGAUGCAAGCGGUAUAACAUCCAUUGAACCGAUGACUGUUCCGGCAACGGUGUCAACGAUGUCAAUCAGACAAACCGGUGAAUUUAUAAAACACCAACAACUAGGCAAACAGGGCUCCGAACCGGUCAACUUUCCACCGCGGUAUCAUCCGCCACCUGCCGCUGCGGGCUCCAAAUUACCCACUACGGACGCGGCCGCUAAGGAAUUCAAACCUAAUACGACUAAAACUAUAGAUCCCAAUAAGUUUCAAUAUCCAGUGGGAGUGCCGAAUACGACUCCGGGUUUAUACCCCUCCGGCGCCUAUCCUCACCUGAAGUAUUUUCACGGUCCCGCGGGAUAUCCAUUACCUCCGGCAGCUUUACGGAUGAUACGACCAAGUGGUGAGAUCGUCACGAAAGCUAUAGUACACGAACCUGUCGAAGCUACAGCGAGGGCGAGGAGUGCUGACGAUACACAACGUGCUCAUCGCAAUUUAGAAGAGGAACAGAUACACAGACGAUCCGCUGACAUGCUCAAGUUCACGAAACGUAUCGAAUCUGAUGCUGCUCGGCAAUCGACUGAUCAAAGGCGGCAAAUUCAAACACUCUUAGACGAAAUAAAAGCAUUGAAAGAGGCUAAUCGGCGAUUAAGCGAAGAUAAUCAAGAACUCCGUGACUUGUGUUGCUUUUUAGAUGACGAUCGUCAAAAAGGUCGUAAACUAGCGCGCGAGUGGCAACGGUUUGGAAGAUACACGGCUUCCGUGAUGAGACAAGAGGUGUCGGCUUACCAAAACAAACUGCGUGAGUUGGAUGACAAACAACAAGAACUCAUACGAGAUAAUCUCGAAUUAAAAGAGUUAUGCCUGUACUUAGACGAAGAACGAGAGCGUAUUUCUUGCGUGAAUUGUGGAAGGACAGCGACCAGAGAGAGGGACGACGGCGAUGGAAGCAGUAGUGGAACAAACGCUGAAGAAGUAUCACGACCACAGGCUGCUUCUUUAUCAAUAACGCAUCCCCAGCUUGCUGAACGUACAGUUCAAUACGUGAGAGACUUGGAGCAAAAAGUAAGACGAUUAGAAGCAGAGAAAGGUAUGGGGAAUGGACUUAACGAGAGACCAGAAGCGGUGGUACGCGCCCUGCAAGUGUUGGAAGUAAGAGAAAGAGUCGAGAGAGAGAGAAGAAGACCAGCUCCUGACUUAGAUUGUGGCGAACAAGCGUUAGUGAGGGAAAUGUGUAACGUUGUUUGGGGAAAAUUAGAGGAUGCGCCACCGCAGGCGCCGCCGCGUUGAAUCGCUUGUAUUAGUACGAUUUUAUUGAGCCAAUAAAUGUUAUGUGUGAGAUAAGCCAUUCGAAAGCGAAGAUCGCUCGGAAUUCAAGAAUAUUGAGGUCACACAACCAUGUCGUGGCGUGACCUACAGAAUACCUUAGGUACUGGCCUUGUUUACGAUCGGAUGUAGUGUAGUUUGAACUGUUACAAUAUAAAAAUGAAUAACGCUCCGCUUGCCACAUUGAAACUAGUUAUGCUUGAAUUAAUAAAUCUUAAAGUACAAAAUUAGAAUAAGAUUGCUUGCCUAAUGAUAAAGUUAUCGAAUAACUAUGAUUAUUAAAAUUGUUCUUAGUUAUAUAGCCGUUAUGAGUUAUGAGCCGCUCUAAUCUUAGAAGUGCUUACUUUGUAAGAAUAGUUUUUAAUGAGGCUAAUACUAAUUUAUUAAUUUUGUCUGUGAUUGAUUGUCCUUGUAAUUGUUCAAAAUAUAAAUGUGACCAGAGGCAUUUUUAAGUACAAAAUGUGAAUAUUUAAGAGUUCAAUUUGUCAAAUUAUAAAAAUAAGGUACCAUAGCGUUUUCCAUCUCUUUCUAGUCGAUGCCAUUUAAUUACAAUAUUUACUCACUGUCGCCCAGUUUGCCCUGUUAUUGAUAUGUUAUUUAUUAUUGAUUAUCUAAAAAUAAAUUAUUUUCUUUUUAUUACAUA
Danaus plexippus (monarch butterfly) is the source of this 2255-nucleotide messenger RNA. It is a transcript of the gene Ccdc85, whose product is annotated as coiled-coil domain-containing protein 85C-B. NCBI's taxonomy places the organism in Eukaryota, Metazoa, Arthropoda, Insecta, Lepidoptera, Nymphalidae. The transcript has a single exon. The coding region runs from base 341 to 1576 and encodes 411 amino acids. The record is from RefSeq and is a predicted model, not a curated record.